This is a messenger RNA of Melanotaenia boesemani (Boeseman's rainbowfish), 9534 nucleotides long. RefSeq names its product protein tyrosine phosphatase receptor type Db (gene ptprdb). The record is from RefSeq and is a predicted model, not a curated record. The transcript has 46 exons. Lineage: Eukaryota; Metazoa; Chordata; Actinopteri; Atheriniformes; Melanotaeniidae. Bases 410 to 6271 code for a protein of 1953 amino acids. Gene Ontology annotation, biological process: protein dephosphorylation. Gene Ontology annotation, molecular function: protein binding; protein tyrosine phosphatase activity.
CACUAGUUUGAAGUGAAAUCUGACAGCCGCUGCCUUGUCCGAUCCUCUUCCCGUCUCCACUCUCCGCUGGUCAUCCCGCCUCCGUUUCGAGCUCAGUCGGGACUGUGGGACCGCAUCUGCCUUCAACUUGGGGCGAGGAAAGAGGCGAGAAACUCCUCGGGAUUCUCCGUACAUCGAGCGCUCAUCAGGAUUUUGUGUUUGAUGUGUUCAAGUACUUCUUAAGGAGAAUUCUGGGGAGAUUUCACACUCUUUCAUUCCUCAAGGAUGAAGCAGCAGAGUGGACAUAUGUGCUGAAACAGCUCCCACUUUCAAACUUCAUGUUCAAGCAUGAGCCAUGAGCAAAGGUUGUGAAGGCUCGUUUCUAUCAUCCUGUCGUACAGUGAGGCAGUGAGCUCACCGUGGAUACAGCAUGCAUGUGUCGACUUAUCCCACGAUGCACUCUGCCAGCCCGGGCCUGCUUCUUCUCAGCUUCCUCUUCCUUGCUGAUGCUGACUCUCCACCCAGAUUCACACGAACCCCAGAGGACCAAACGGGAGUCCAGGGCGGAGUGGCCUCCUUUGUGUGCCAGGCCACAGGGGAUCCACAGCCAAAGAUUGUCUGGAACAAGAAGGGCAAAAAAGUCAGCAACCAGAGGUUUGAGGUAAUAGAGUUUGAUGAUGGAUCUGGCUCAGUCCUGAGGAUCCAGCCGCUGAGAACUCCCAGAGACGAGGCCAUCUAUGAAUGUCAUGCCUCCAACUCAGCUGGAGAAAUCACAGCCUCCACCCGACUCAAUGUGCUACGAGAGGACCAGCUACCCCCAGGGUUUCCCACCAUUGACAUGGGUCCCCAGCUAAAAGUGGUAGAGCGUUCUCGGACCGCCACCAUGCUCUGCGCUGCGAGCGGCAACCCUGACCCAGAAAUUACCUGGUUCAAGGAUUUCCUGCCGGUCAACACGUCCAAUAACAACGGACGAAUCAAGCAGCUCCGCUCAGAGUCCUUUGGUGGCACGCCCAUACGAGGUGCCCUCCAGAUAGAGAUGAGUGAGGAGUCAGACCAGGGGAAAUAUGAGUGUGUUGCCACCAACAGUGAUGGGACACGCUAUUCCACCCCGGCUAACCUCUAUGUCAGAGAGUUGCGAGAAGUUCGUCGUGUGCCCCCUCGCUUCUCCAUCCCCCCAUCCGACAGCGAAAUCAUGCCAGGCGGAAACGUCAACAUCACCUGUGUGGCGGUUGGCUCGCCCAUGCCGUACGUGAAGUGGAUGCUGGGAGCAGAGGACCUGACGCCUGAGGAUGACAUGCCCAUCGGUCGAAACGUGCUGGAACUGACUGACGUGCGCCAGUCCAACAACUACACCUGCGUCGCCAUGUCGACGCUGGGUGUGAUCGAAGCAAUGGCGCAGAUUAUUGUAAAAGCUCUGCCAAAGGCUCCUGGCAUCCCUGUAGUUACAGAAAGAACUGCAACAAGCAUAACUCUCACCUGGGACUCAGGAAAUCCUGAACCUGUCUCCUAUUAUGUCAUACAGCAUCGUGCCAAAGGCUCAGAGGACCCCUACAAAGAGAUCGAUGGCAUAGCCACAACGCGCUACAGCGUGGGCGGCCUCAGCCCGUACUCACAUUAUGACUUUCGGGUGGCAGCUGUCAACACCAUCGGCCAGGGCCCCUCCAGCGACGUGGUGGAGGCUCGCACAGCAGAGCAGGCCCCCUCCUCACCUCCCCGGCAGGUCAUUGGUCGGAUGCUGAGCGCCACAACAGCAAUGAUACACUGGGAUGAGCCAGAGGAACCUAAUGGUCAGGUGGUUGGUUACAGAGUUUACUACACCUCUGACAACACACUCCCAGUCAACCAGUGGGAGAAGCAGAUGGUGCGCAGCUCCAACUUCAUCACCAUCCAGGAUUUGACUCCUAACAAGACCUAUUACAUCCGAGUGCUGGCAUUCACCUCUGUAGGAGACGGACCCCUCUCCCAGGACCUGCGAAUCAUAGCCAAGACUGGAGUUCCAUCCCAGCCUUUAGACUUUAAGGGUGAAGCCAAGUCUGAGACCAGUAUCCUCUUGUCUUGGAUGGCCCCCUCAACCCAAGGUGGCCCAGACAGCCAAAUCACAGGCUAUGAACUGGUUUACCGAAGGGUGGAUGACACAGAGGAGAAGAAAGUGAGCUUUGAACCCACCACCUCCUACUUGCUCAAGAACCUGAAGCCCUUUUCAACCUACAACUUCCAGCUGGCAGCCAAGAGUAAAAAUGGAAUUGGGGCGUAUACCAAUGAAGUGUCCAUAGACACGCCACAGACACUUCCUUCAGCACCUCCCCAGGACAUCACAUGCACCAGUCCCAGUUCCACCGGCAUCCUGGUAAGUUGGGCUCCACCUCCCCAGGAGUUUCAGAAUGGCGUCAUAACAGGAUACUCCAUCCAGUACUCCACAACAGAGGGCAACAAAACUUCUAAAAGAGUUGAUGGAAUUUCUCCGGAAAGUUCUCCGUAUCUUCUGGAAAACCUAGAGAAAUGGACUGAGUAUGGGAUAACAGUGUUGGCACGCACGGAAGCUGGAGACGGACCAGAAAGUUUACAGCUGCUUAUCCGCACUGAGGAAGAUGUUCCAAGUGGUCCUCCUCGAGGGGUUGAGGCAGAGACUGUGAACGCCUCGGCCGUUAGGGUGAAAUGGCGAGCACCGGCAAUCCAACUGCAGCACGGUCAGGUCCGAGGCUACCAAAUCCAUUAUGUGAGGAUGAACUAUGGAGAACUUCAGGGUCAGCCCUUCAUCAAAGACAUCCUCAUUGAUGACUCACAGUGGGAACGUGGUGACUCAACAGAAUAUGAGGUGGUGCUGGGAGACCUGAAAGCAGACACUUCCUAUUCUGUGUCAGUAGCAGCUUACACAGCUAAAGGUGAUGGUGCUCGCAGCAAACCUGUAACUGUGUGCACCGCCCUGCCUUUACCUGAGAAACCCAAACUGAUGGUCACUGCCACUGAAUCAGGCACGGCCCUGCUCCAGUGGUAUCCUACUCCCAACCCCCCCACCCCACUCCUGGGGUACCGCCUCACCUUCGGCCGCAUUGACGUCCUUCCCUUUACUGUGGUGGAGUUCCCCACUAAGGAAAGCCGCUACACUGCUCAGGAUAUCCAUAAGGGAGCUAACUAUGUGUUCAGACUUUCUGCCCGUAACAAAAUGGGCUAUGGAGAAGAGGCUGUAAAGGAGGUGACUACUCCAGAAGAUGCCCCAAGUGGAUACCCAGAAAAUGUUAUUUCAGAGGAGGCUUCUGCCAACUCGCUCCGGCUGGCGUGGAAAUCAGUCCCGCUAAUUGAGCAAAAUGGGAAAAUUGUGAAGUACUCGGUGCUAUACAAGGAUAUAAACAGUCGAGGAAAUGCCUCAGAGGUUGUAGUGCCCGCUCCUGGGUCGAGUGUUUUGUUGGAGGGUCUGAGUGCCGAUACUGUGUAUGAUGUCAGGGUGUGUGCGUUCACAGCUGUCGGGGGUGGGCCGUACAGCCCUGGUGUCCAGUUUAGAACGCAGCGGCUAGACCAAGUUUUUGCCACCAACUUUAGAGUAAAGGCCGCCAUGAAGAACUCUGUUCUGCUCUCUUGGGAGAUCCGGGACAAGAACCCAUCCCAGCCGUUCACAAUCCUGUAUGGAAAGGGCCGGUCUGUGGAAGUAGAUGGCAAGCAGACUCAGAAGCUCAUCACUGGCUUGGAUCCAGACACCCAGUAUUCUUUUUUGCUCACUAACCGAGCCAACAGCGCCGGUGGCCUGCAGCACCGUGUCACUGCCACAACAGCUCCAGACAUCCUGAAAACCAAACCUGUUGUCGUGGGAAAGACCAAUGCCGACGGCAUGGUGACUGUGCAGCUGCCAACUGUACAAACCACAGCCAAAGUCAGGGGUUACUAUGUGGUGGUGGCGCCGCUGAAGAGGCAGAGAGGAGGCAAGUUCCUGAAUCCCUGGGAGCAUCCAGAUCAAAUGAAUCUGGAUGAGCUCCUUAAAGAGAUCAACAGGACCAGUGUCAGUCGUGCCCUGCGCAUCCGCAGACAGGCUGGCCAAUCAGAUCCCAAGGCCUACGUCACAGCUCAGUUUAAGACCCUUCCCUUGGAGUUUACGUUAGGUGAUGGCCGAAACUAUGGUGAUUUCCGCAACCGUCCUCUGCAGAAUGGGCAGGAGUAUGUCUUCUUUGUCCUCGCACUGCUGGACCUCUCUGAAAAUACGAUGUUUGCAACAAGCCCUUAUUCUGAUCCGGUGACCUCGUCAGAUGUGGAUCCUCAGCCGAUAGUUGAUGAGGAGGAGGGGCUGUUGUGGGUGGUGGGGCCUGUGCUGGCUGUAAUAUUCAUUGUCUGCAUCGUCAUCGCAAUUCUUCUAUUUAAGAGCAAACCUGACAGGAAAAGGGCUGAGGCUGAGGGAAGGAAGGGCAGUUUCCCCUGCAGCAAAGCCAUGUCCUCUCACCACCCCACUGAUCCCGUGGAGCUGCGCAGAAUCAACUUCCAAACUCCAGCCUACCGUGUAUCAGUGUACCGCGGUUAUCGCCGUUUGUCAAGUAUGGCCAGUCACCCGCCGGUCCCCAUUUCUGAGCUGGCAGAUCACAUCGAGCGCCUCAAGGCAAACGACAAUCUCAAGUUCUCUCAAGAGUAUGAGUCCGUCGACCCCGGUCAGCAGUUCACAUGGGAGAACUCCAACUUGGAGGUCAACAAACCAAAGAACCGCUAUGCUAACGUCAUUGCUUACGAUCACUCAAGAGUUAUACUGUCCAGCAUUGAGGGUGUCCCUGGCAGUGACUACAUUAAUGCAAACUAUAUAGACGGCUACCGCCGCCAAAAUGCUUAUAUUGCCACUCAAGGCUCCCUCCCUGAGACCUUUGGGGACUUCUGGAGGAUGGUUUGGGAGCAGCACACAGCUAACAUCAUCAUGAUGACCAAACUGGAGGAGAAGUCACGGAUGCCCUCUUAUUUCUUCUCUAAGGUGAAGUGCGAUCAGUACUGGCCCACUCGAGGCACAGAGACCUACGGCCUCAUUCAGGUCACUCUGCUGGACACAGUGGAGCUGGCCACCUACUCCGUCAGAACCUUUGCUCUUUACAAGAGCGGCUCCAAUGAGAAGCGUGAGGUUCGUCACUUCCAGUUCACAGCCUGGCCAGACCACGGGGUGCCUGAACACCCCACCCCUUUCCUGGCCUUCCUACGCAGGGUCAAGGCCUGCAACCCUCCAGAUGCAGGACCAAUGAUUGUCCAUUGCAGCGCUGGAGUGGGCCGCACCGGCUGCUUCAUCGUCAUUGACGCCAUGACGGAGCGCAUCAAGCACGAGAAGACCAUCGACAUCUACGGCCACGUCACACUGAUGCGCUCCCAGCGGAACUACAUGGUCCAGACAGAGGACCAGUACAUCUUUAUCCAUGAUGCUCUGCUGGAGGCCGUGACCUGCGGGAACACUGAGGUUCCAGCGAGGAAUCUGUACUCUUACAUCCAGAGGCUGACACAGAUUGAGCCAGGAGAAAACGUCACUGGCAUGGAGCUGGAGUUUAAGCGCCUGGCAAGUGCCAAGGCUCACACAUCACGGUUUGUGAGUGCCAAUCUGCCAUGCAACAAGUUCAAGAACCGACUGGUGAAUAUUAUGCCCUAUGAAACCACACGCGUGUGUCUGCAGCCAAUCAGAGGAGUGGAAGGAUCUGACUAUAUCAAUGCCAGCUUCAUUGAUGGAUACAGGCAGCAGAAGGCCUAUAUAGCAACCCAAGGCCCACUGGCUGAGACCACAGAGGACUUCUGGAGAAUGCUGUGGGAGCACAACUCCACCAUCGUGGUCAUGUUAACCAAGCUGAGAGAAAUGGGAAGGGAGAAGUGUCACCAGUACUGGCCUGCAGAGCGCUCAGCCAGGUACCAGUACUUCGUUGUGGAUCCCAUGGCCGAGUACAACAUGCCCCAGUACAUCCUCCGAGAGUUCAAAGUGACAGAUGCCAGAGAUGGCCAAUCACGGACAGUUCGUCAAUUCCAGUUCACUGAUUGGCCAGAACAAGGAGUGCCAAAAUCAGGAGAAGGGUUUAUUGAUUUUAUUGGCCAGGUGCACAAAACUAAAGAACAGUUUGGCCAGGACGGGCCAAUUACUGUGCACUGCAGUGCUGGAGUGGGGAGGACCGGCGUCUUCAUCACCCUCAGUAUCGUGCUGGAGAGGAUGAGGUAUGAGGGAGUAGUGGACAUCUUCCAGACGGUCAAGAUGCUGCGCACUCAGAGACCUGCCACCGUUCAGACAGAGGACCAGUACCAGUUCUGCUACCGAGCCAGUCUGGAGUACCUGGGAAGUUUCGACCACUAUGCAACGUAAACCCAGUUGCUGUCCCUUCAUGCCACAUUCAGCCUAGUUCUCCUUUUUGUAGUGUCACACAAUACCUGAAUAAAUGCACUAGGCUGCGAUGUGUGCGUGAAGAUUUUACCACCACACGCAGAGUUAACGGGGACCAUCGGCUUAUCCUGUACCCAGAAACAGCACCUCUAACUGAGCCAUAGAAACCUGCUUGACAAGGGUGUCUCCUUCCACCCUCAGCCCCCCUAAAAACAUCCCCAUUGGUCAGUGUGAAGAGGCAACUUCAACCACUGUUCCAGUCAGAAUACUUGAUCAAGUAUAGAUUUUUUUUUCUGUGCUUUUUGUGAGCACCCAGAAUUGUGUCGUUUGGGUGUGGAACACUCACCUCGUCCACCACCAGUGUAGCAUCACCAAACGAAAGGCAGGACAAAGCUACAGGUUUCGUUUUUGUCGUUUGUUUUUCCAGUCACAGGAAGUGUUGAUUUUUCUGUCACGAGGAAAGUCCAGAAGGAGUCUACAAAUCCGUCUCACGGAGGCCUUGUAGACCGAGAGAACCCAGACUUUUAAGCACCGCAGCAUUGCCAACAGGAGACUGAACAACACAGAGCACGCAGUAUGAAAGAGACAAACACAUCGUUAACGAAAAAAGGAAAAAAAAAAAAGACAAAAAGGGCCAAGAAGUGUUUUUUUUUCUUUUUUGUUUCGGAAACAGACUUUCGUUUCCUGUGAGUGACAAGGAGAAACGUUCUACCGUACAGUAAUAAACACUACCAGUUCAACCUUAUGCUUCACGGUUUAAAAUAAGGGAAGUACAGAAGGAGCAGUUUGAGAUGCAUAACACAGAAUAAACAUUUAUUUAGUUUUUUAGAAAUAUAUGUGACUAUAUUGUUUUUUUGUUUUUUUUAACAAUAGAAACUGGGUAUUCACUUUGGCACAUGCUUUUGUUUCCUUUUUUUUAUUUUUUUUACAUGUUUAUGAUUUCUGUCCCUACAAAGCAAGGAUGUCCUUUUCUUUCUUUUUCUGUGAAAUCCAAUGAGCUGUAUCCAUUUUUCUGUGGUUUAAAGUGUACAAUCAAUUCUGGUGUGAGAAACGUUUCACAUUUCUACAAGAAAAAAAAAACAAAAAAACAAAAGAAAAAAAAAAAAACACCAUCGAGUAUCACUAUCUUGUAUUCUCCACUCACUCUUUAAGAAAAUGUCCUGCUUCUGGGCAUACACGCACACACGUCUUACACAUACACAUCCCAUUUUAUUUUUUUUUUUAUUUUUUUUACCGCUGCUGCUCCCAGGAAGUCCCAACAACAAUCCUUUGCCAAGUUGUUCUGUGUGUGUUGAUAAAAAGCCAGAGAAAACACAAGUACAGAGUAUGCACAGGAAGUAUGAAAAAAACAACUAUUUAUGUGUCCAAAUAAGCUUCACAAAGAUUUCUCAAACAGGGAGCAAGAAAGGGAUAUAGACAAGGUGGGUGGGGGGUGAAGGGAGGUCAGGGGGAGGAACAAAUUUCUCACUGGAAUGCUCACCUUUGACUUUUCUGUCUGAUUAAGUGUGCAAUAAGUAGAUGUAUUGUAUAUUUUUGUGUCAAGUCACUAACUGCAGUUAUACGCCAUGAUGAUGAUAUUAUAGAUGUUGGGGCGUCAUUUAUACCAGAUACAAGGAUGUUUCACGCGAUGCGGUUUCAGCGUGUCCAGACGGAGGAGUAACCUCUGACCUCUUAGGAUCGGUUAUCACGUCAAAACUUCAAGUAGAUGAUGUCAUCCUUCUGUGUGUCGCAACGAAUGAUCGAACUCAUACUUCAACAGCAUCUAUUUAGUAUUUUGAUUUUAGAUUUCUAGUGCCUUAUAUUACACGCCUAUUUUGAUAAAGUUUCUUUAAAGGCUUUUUUUUCGGUGUAUUUUCUGUAUGUAUGCUUGUGAUUCUGAACGUUUGUGUAUUUGAUUUAGUUAUGUUACGAUAUGUUCAGGUACUUUUGGGUCUUUUUUUGGCUGUGUACUUUUACAUGGGAGGCUCUGGGCAGGUCGAGUAGCUGUAGCAAGGUUAGGUCUGUUUUUGACUAGGUACGUUACAUCACGCGUGACUCGGCUGCACACCAAACGUGGUUUCAGAGCGGGUUGUCGGCAGGACGGUUCGACUAUCCCCAGCCUUUCCAUCUUUGUGUUUCUGCUCCUUUCGUGGAAACUUCAGUUUGCCUGCCAUGAAAUUUUCGGCCAACUUUUUCUGACUUCUUGAGUCGGAUCGGACGGAUCAAACCUGCUCAACUAUGCAGAAAUCUCUAUAAAGCUGAACGGCAGUGGAUCUCUGUUAAGUUUGAUCAGAAAGGAGAAAACCCCCACCAGAGGAGUACUAUGUUACCCACCCAAAAUCAGUCCAACUGCUCACCUCUGUUCCUCAGUCUGACGUUGAUAUUCAUGUAUGUUUUCCAAUAACAGCAAAGUCUAAAAGAAGUUCCGGUGCUAAUGACACAGAACAUAGAUAUUUUUUUUUAUAUACAUAUAUACUUAUCUCCAUUAACGCUUGACCACACAAGAGAUGGUCGACAGUUUUCCGUCAUCUUACAGUAACCCUGUCGUUUUUUUGUAUGCAUGGUACCACUUUUGAGAUGCCCCUUUGGUCACACCAGUUAUGGGAAGACUUGCACUUUCUCUCUUUGUACUAUGCACUAAUACUAGUAUCCUAUUAUCUCUGACAGCCCCGCCCCCAAAAAAGGAGUCUUACUUGAACUCAGUAAAAGUUGGAUUCUGCAAUGCUCACAUGGUUGUGUAUAUGUAAAUAACACAAAACACAGAGAGUAACUGAAAUGCAUAAAUAGAUGGAUAAAUAAGUAAAUUAAAUAUAGCAUUCAGGAGUGAAGAGAAAUUUAUCAGAUAUAUAAGAGUGGUAUAAUAAAGAGGAUGCACCUGAAAUCACAGAUUUAUGGCACAGCCGUAUGUGCAAUACAUCACAUUGUGGAUUUGUUGUACCACAAACAAGAAGUUUCACAAAAAUGUGUUAUAUUUUAACCCCCGCCCCGCCCUCCCUGCAAUGUAUCAUGUAAAUGGAUAAAACUGGAGUUUAUAAAUUGUAUAAAAAAUGAAAAUAUGGUGUGUUACUUGGAUCAGUUACCUCCAAUUGGUCUGUACAUGUAAACUUUUUUUUCAGCUCUGAAUCAACAAGUGCUUUUUAUUUUCUUACAUUGGUUCUCAGAGCGUGUGAAAACAGAAAAAAAAGAGAAAAAAAAACAGGUCUGUCUGGAUUUUUGUUCUUUAUCGACACAAGUUUCAUUUGUUACAAAUAAACUCAAGUGAAAUU